Cladocopium goreaui is the source of this 582-nucleotide messenger RNA. Lineage: Eukaryota; Dinophyceae; Suessiales; Symbiodiniaceae. The record is from the annotation of a GenBank genome assembly.
GCAGCUCUUGCAACCUGCAAAUUUUGUCACAGCUACAAUGGGAAAGAAGCCGAAAGCCAAAGCGGAGAAAGCUGAGCCGAAGGAUCCUGCUCCAGCGGAUGCUGCAGACCCCUGGUUGUGUCCUGAAUGCGAGCAGGAUAACCCCUGCGAGGAGGCUGCGUGCAUCGCCUGUGAGGCUCCCAAGCCUGCGGGCGCUGCAGAUGCAAAGUUUGAGAACUUUGUGGUAGCUUUGGUGCAAAGCUGCGAAGCAGUACCUGGCAAGGACAAGCUGAAAAAGCUGGAGGUAGAUGUUGGAGGAGAGGUCUUGAAGAUCGUCACGAAUGCCUCUAACGUGAAGGACGGAAGUCGCGUGGUGGUUGCCAAGGUGGGCGCCAUCAUUGACGGCGAGCCGCUGAAGAAAAGCGUCGUGGGCGGGUGCCCCUCUGAGGGCAUGUUGUGUGACAGCACUAUGCUUGGGUGGUCGGGCGGUGGUUCUGGUGCAGCCUUGCUGCCGGACAGCUUUGCUCUGGGUGCUCCGCCACCCGACGCCCGGCCGCGCACCGAUGGCAAGUGAGCGGACCAGUGGCGAGUCGUGACCAGAAA